AUGACUGUCGAAAUGGAACCGCAGCAGGAGUAUGAUGAAGGUGGUCUUACAGGCCCCGGUGCUCCCACUCCUCUUUCAGCCCUCGAAAUUCCGAGUCCCGAUAUUGACUACCUAUUUGAUGGAGGGUUCCAUACUGUGGAGUCGGUCGCAUAUACCCCUAAGCGCAUUCUGGAGCAAAUCAAAGGUAUUUCUGAACAAAAGGCCACAAAAAUUUUAACUGAAGCCCUCAAGCUUGUUCCGAUGGGAUUCACAACCGCGACAGAAAUGCACGCACGCCGUAGCGAACUUAUAUCUAUUACUACUGGAUCAAAACAACUAGACACAUUGCUGGCUGGAGGCAUCGAGACAGGUUCCAUCACUGAGAUCUUCGGAGAAUUCAGGACAGGGAAAAGUCAACUCUGCCACACACUGGCGGUCACUUGCCAGCUACCUUUCGACAUGGGCGGCGGCGAAGGAAAAUGUCUCUACAUUGAUACUGAGGGCACAUUCCGUCCUGUGAGAUUAUUGGCUGUUGCACAACGAUAUGGACUCGUGGGAGAAGAAGUGCUGGAUAAUGUUGCUUACGCUCGCGCAUACAAUUCAGACCAUCAGCUUCAACUUCUCAACCAGGCGUCUCAAAUGAUGUGUGAGACUCGAUUUUCGCUUCUCAUCGUGGACUCGGCAACAGCACUAUACCGUACAGAUUUUAAUGGUCGUGGUGAAUUAUCGAAUCGCCAAACUCACCUGGCCAAGUUUUUGCGUACCUUGCAGCGACUAGUUGAUGAAUUUGGCAUCGCCGUUGUGAUCACAAAUCAGGUCGUUUCUCAAGUUGACGGUGGCCCGAGUUCAAUGUUUAAUCCGGAUCCCAAGAAACCCAUUGGUGGCAAUAUUAUCGCUCAUGCCAGCACAACCCGGCUGAGUUUGAAGAAGGGUCGAGGGGAAACUAGGAUAUGUAAGAUUUACGAUAGUCCCUGCUUGCCCGAAAGCGACUGUCUCUUUGCGAUCAGGGAAGAUGGCAUUGGUGACCCUAGCCCAAAGGACCUGGAGAACGAGUAA
Talaromyces atroroseus is the source of this 1035-nucleotide messenger RNA. Its product is annotated as DNA repair protein rhp51. The transcript is spliced from 5 exons. Gene Ontology annotation, molecular function: double-stranded DNA binding; DNA strand exchange activity; single-stranded DNA binding. Gene Ontology annotation, biological process: DNA recombinase assembly; mitotic recombination-dependent replication fork processing; double-strand break repair via homologous recombination. The record is from RefSeq and is a predicted model, not a curated record. The coding region runs from base 1 to 1035 and encodes 344 amino acids. Gene Ontology annotation, cellular component: condensed nuclear chromosome. NCBI's taxonomy places the organism in Eukaryota, Fungi, Ascomycota, Eurotiomycetes, Eurotiales, Trichocomaceae.